GUGGACUUAUAAAAACACUGCGCUGAUCGGGUCCACCUCACUCGUCGGACAGGAACGGCUGCAUUGUCCCACACACCGUCCGACCAAGGCACACCUGAGGCUGACAGUCCGUCGCGCCCGUCCUUAGCGAGCCAGCCCCAUCGCUAGCCGGGCUCGACCCUGUCUGCCCGCCCCUCCAAGGCCAUUUCCUGGGAUUUCCACCACAGGCAGCAGGAUAUUCACCUGCACCCAGCCCAGAGUAGACGUCCCAUUUCGUCCAUUCAUUGUUAGCCUGGAAAGCAAAGGCGUGGGCGCAGUCCCCCAGGAUGAUCAGCUACUUCAGGAAGAUGCCAGCUGUGCUGCUCGCCAUUGGUCUGUGCCUUUUGCAAGAUGCUCAUGACACAACUGUGAUUCCAUCAUGCAUCCCAGGAGAAUCAGAUGAUAACUGCACCGCUUUAGUUGAAAUGGAAAACAGUCCUCGGGUGGCUCAAGUGGCAAUUACAAAAUGUGAAGAGGACAUGCAAGGCUACUGUUUACAUGGGCAGUGUAGCUAUGUGGUGGAUAUGAGUCAACACGUUUGUAGGUGUGAACUGGGCUACACUGGCAGCCGAUGUGAACAUUUUUUACUAACUGUUCACAAACCCUUGAGCAAAGAAUAUGUGGUACUGACGGUCAUUCUUGUUUUUCUGGUCCUGAUCAUCAUUGCUGGGUCCAUAUAUUACUUCCUCAGGUGGUAUAAAAACAGAAAAAGCAAAGAAUCAAACAAGGAGUAUGAAAGGGUGACUUCAAAUGAUGAAAAGAACCCAACAUUGCUACAAGUUUGAAAGAAGAAGCAAAUGAUACAUCCUACCACCUGCCUGCUGACAACC
Dromiciops gliroides (monito del monte) is the source of this 848-nucleotide messenger RNA. It is a transcript of the gene EREG, whose product is annotated as epiregulin. Bases 306 to 803 code for a protein of 165 amino acids. The record is from RefSeq and is a predicted model, not a curated record. Gene Ontology annotation, biological process: positive regulation of cell population proliferation; positive regulation of mitotic nuclear division; epidermal growth factor receptor signaling pathway. Lineage: Eukaryota; Metazoa; Chordata; Mammalia; Microbiotheria; Microbiotheriidae. The transcript is spliced from 5 exons.